Messenger RNA from Porites evermanni, 2821 nucleotides. Lineage: Eukaryota; Metazoa; Cnidaria; Anthozoa; Scleractinia; Poritidae. The record is from the annotation of a GenBank genome assembly.
UUAUCCCACAGGAUUCCCAUCAACUACCUACUGGUAAACCUGGCAGCAGCAGACAUCUGCUACGCCACAUUCAUAAUGCCGACGAUAAUCUUGAGCCACAAUGUCGGCCAUCCAACGGGGAUUGUUGGAACAUUUCUGUGUGCAAGUAUUACUGGGGGAAGUUUCGCGUGGAUUGGAGGACUUGCCUCAAUGUUUACACUGCUUGUUAUUGCGUUUGAACGAUACUUUGCCGUAAUACAUCCCUAUGGAAACAGAGGAAAGCUAACUUUUCAGGAAUUGAAGGUUUGAUACUUUGAAAUACUAUUUUAUGCGUAACACCGCCCUCGAUUAAACACCGCAGAUGGAAGCAAAACUACCAAUAAACGGCGCCCUCGAAUAAACGCCGCACCUCAUCAGAAGAAUGAGGCGUUUACUCGAGGAAGAGAAAAGUCGGUACAACUUGGCAAUUUACACCAUCCACACAUUUACAAUUCUACCUCAGCAAAAUAAGACAGACAUUGAAACCUUUCAAUUGAAUAGUAUAUUUACAAACGAUUUACAAUAACUGUUUUCAUUCAUUUUAAAAAAGUGAUUUUGAAAUAAACGCCACACUCGAAUAAACGCCGCAUCGGAAACGCUAAAAAUUUACUAAACGCCGCGGCGUUUAGUCGAAUAAAUACGGUAUUCGCAAAUUCUCCUCCGGUACAAACUUAGAUGAGUUUCCACGGCGACAGCUCUCUCUUCCCAAUCAAAAUAGCAAUAAUCGAAAAAGAGCAGGCGCGCAGUGAACGAUGGGAAGACAGAAAAGGAGGAAAGCCCAAGGAAAGCCUCGCUUCCCCUCUUUCCCUUCCCAUCCUCCGCCGCGCGCUUUCAUUUUCCCUCGCUCCAUCCUCCCUACGACACAAAGAGGAGGAGAAAAGAGCGACGACAAAACCAGCUUCUUGGUUGAUCUAUGAUUCAUCUCUUUCUUAAUUCUUUUAUGUCUCUUUAGGUGAUUAUUCCUGGAAUCUGGAUCCUUGCAAUAAUGGAUAAAAUUCCAUUAUUCAUGAAGCGGAGCCGCUUUGUUGAGGAGGAUAGUUCCAUCCCUUGCAUUUUCUUGUUGUCCAAAGAAAGCAUAAGAAAAUACCGCACGGUUUAUCUCUCAAUCGAUUGUCUUGUCAUGACCCUGCUGGUCUUGAUCUACUCCAGAAUUGUGUACACAUUGUGGUUCAAGCAAAGCGAUAAUGCCGUACUCACAAAUCAGCAACAGGUAAGACCUUUUGCUUGAUGUAAGUGAAUCUAAGACAGUCUUGGAUUCUGGAUUCCAGGUACUGAAUUCCAGAUUCCUUGAGCUGUAAUGACUCCAAAGCCCAGGUAACCAAAUUCCACAAGCAAAAAUUUCCUGGAUUUUAGAUCUGGAUUCCUUUACAUAGGGCCAAAACCCUUAUCACGACAAAUUAUUCGUCUGAGGGCUACUCAACAUAGUUUCAUAUGGGGAGGCUCCGUGAAGGUUCAGCCCUUUACCCUUUGACAGAAGAGGCACCCCUUUCGCAUUCCCUCCAUUGAAAAAUAUAACCCCUCUAAAAUAGCCACUAAGUAAGAACAAAUUACUAAAACUGGCCUAUUUUAUUCCAUGGCGGUUUUGACUAGAUAGUUCUGGGACCAACAAAUAAAAUGUAAAGUCAGACGCGCCUGUUAACGUCUGGUGCUAAAAUAAAGAGUUUAAGUUGGCUGAAGGUCGGACGUCAAGCCGUUAUGUUCGACGUUACGAUUUAUGCAACCAAGCGCCCUCAGUUAUUAGCUCGAUUUUUUGGAAAAUUGACGGUUUCUACCCAUCCCUAAGUUAUUAAUAGCCCACGUUCAAUAUAUUAUAAAAUUCUGACAUGACCCCGAGGCUAUAGGCUCAAAAUUGCAAUUUUUCACGACUCUAUUGUCUCGCAAUUCCUAGAAGAGAAAUGAACACAAAGAAAACCAAACCAAGUACAGAGAAAUGACCAGAAAGCAUCGGUUUUAAUAUAUCGAACGUUGGGCUUUUAAUUCUUUGGAUCUCAGAUACAGUUUUUUUCUCAACUAACUCGUGAGUUGGGAAUGGUUUGUUAUUGUGUUGGUGUUUGGGUUGGGUAAAUAGGCCUAGUAAGGGAAAUGGGGAAGCCGGUCGUUUCGAUACAAACUCGAGCAGUGAAAUUGCACAAAAAUUUUGUCCACUUCACUGCAUGCUUAUAUCAAAGAUCAGCUAUAUCAGUAGCCUGAAAAAGCUCCAGUCUUUCAGAACCUCUGAUUUAACCCCAUGGGUCGCAGUUCUCGUCUCUUGUUUACGCAACAGUUUCCAUUGCUAACUUUGUUUAUUCAUUGUUUUCAUUAUCAAAAAAUCGUGAGGUCUUCCGAGAGCUGUAAGGUCGCACAGCUAUAUUUUAAGCUUGGGCGACCUGUAGCUUAUCAAUCGUUUUGUACACAGGGUGUAUUGAGGUUGAGGAAGAGAGUGACCUUGAUGGUUGUAACCGUUAGCGCCAUUCUUGUAAUCUCUUGGGGAGCAGAUGUGAUACUCCAUAUGUUAGAAGAACAUGCUGCUGGCUCCGUGAAACUGAGUCCUUUAGCUAUUCCUAUCGCGCACACGAUGCUGAUGUUCAACUCUGCUAUAAAUCCCUUUGCAUACGCUCUGCUGAACCAAAGAUUCAGGAAAAAGAUGAGGCAGAUGAUACGAUCACGUUUCUUUGCAACAAGGGUUGGUGCUAUGUCCGUGCGACGGGGUGAACCACAGGAUAACGACACUGGUCACACCACUGGCAGCAUUCCGAUGACACAGCAAGACCAACUGAGUGAAAGGGCGGGGAUAAUUUCCCAGGAAAAUGUGUAUCGAAAGUAA